Messenger RNA from Leptonychotes weddellii (Weddell seal), 5948 nucleotides. The record is from RefSeq and is a predicted model, not a curated record. NCBI's taxonomy places the organism in Eukaryota, Metazoa, Chordata, Mammalia, Carnivora, Phocidae.
GGCGCGGGCGCCGCGGGCUGGAGCUGCCCGGGCCCAGGACCCACAGUGACCACUUUAGGCUCCUAUGAGGCGCCUGAGGGUUGUGAAAGGAAGAAAGGCCAACGCUGGGGGUCCCUGGAGCGGCGGGGGAUGCAAGCUAUGGAGGGGGAAGUGUUACUCCCAGCUCUCUAUGAGGAGGAAGAGGAAGAGGAGGAAGAAGAGGUGGAAGAAGAGGAAGAGCAAGUGCAGAAAGGUGGCAAUGUGAGCUCCCUGUCUGUCAGCAAGCACCGGGGCCUGAGCCUCACUGAGACAGAGCUGGAAGAGCUGAGGGCUCAGGUGCUCCAGCUGGUGGCAGAGCUGGAGGAGACCCGGGAGCUGGCAGGGCAGCAUGAGGAUGACUCCCUGGAGCUGCAGGGGCUCCUGGAGGAUGAACGGCUGGCCAGCGCCCAGCAGGCAGAGGUGUUCACCAAGCAGAUCCAGCAGCUCCAAGAAGAGUUGCAGCAACUGCGGGAACGCUGCCGCUUCCUGAACGAGGAGUACCGGGCCCUGCAGGAGAGUAACAGCAGCCUCACAGGGCAGCUUGCGGAUCUGGAGAGUGAGAGGACACGAAGAGCAACAGAAAAGUGGCUGGAGUCCCAAAUGCUAAAGGAUAUGAUGUCAGCAGAGUCUCAGACUUCAGAAGUGGAUUUUCUGGAACCUGAUCCUGAAACCCAGUUGUUGCGACAACAGCUACUGGGAGCUGAAGAGCAGAUGCAUGACAUGCAGAACAAGUGUAAGGAGUUGUGUUGUGAGCUGCAAGAACUACAGCAUCAUCGUCAGACCAGUGAGGAGGAGCAGAGGCGGCUGCAGAGGGAGCUCAAGUGUGCACAGAAUGAGGUGCUUCGGUUUCAGACUUCCCACAAUGUCACCCAGAACGAGGAGCUGAAGACCAGACUCUGUGCCCUGCAGCAAAAGUAUGAUGCUAGCCAGGAUGAGCAGAAUGAGCUCUUGAAGGUGCAACUACAACUUCAGUCUGAGCUCCGGCAGCUCAAAGUCUUGAAAUCCACAGUCGUAGAAAGCCCAAAUGAGAAGGAGUUACUGUGCCGGCUACAGAAGCUGCAGCUCCAGUACCAGCACAUCACGUGCGAGAAGGAUAAGCUGCUGGAAGUGCAGCGACAGCUGUGCGGGGACCUGCGGUACCAUGAGGCGGAGGUGCAGCGCCUCAAGGACAUCGUGGCCUCCUUCCAGGAGAGCAGUGAGAAGAAUGCAGAGAUGCACGCCCAGCUUCAGGAGAUGAAGCAGCUGUACCAGACCAGCAAGGAAGAGCUGGAGCGGCAGAAGUACAUGUAUGAUCAGCUCGAGCAGGACCUCCUGCUUUGCCAGCAGGAGCUGAAGGAGCUCAAGACCACCAAGCCCAUCCCAGAGGAAAAGGGGAAAUGUGCUAAUAAGUGUGACACACUGCUGUCCAGACUGACAGAGUUGCAGGAAAAGUACAAGGCCAGCCAGAAGGAGAUGGGGCAGCUGCAGAUGGAGCAGUGCGAGCUCCUGGAGGAUCAGAGGAGGAUGCAGGAGGAGCAGGGGCAGCUGCAAGAAGAGCUGCACAGGCUCACGUUCCCGCUACCCAAAGCUGGGCUCCUCCCUAAGAGUCAGGAGCUACUUACAAAGUUACAAGACCUGUGUGAACUACAGCUGUUCUACCAAGGUAUGCAGGAAGAGCAGAAAAAACUGGUACAGAGUCAAGAAAGUGUGCUCAGAGAACAGUCAGAUCUGCACGAAGAGCUGCAUCUUUUCAAAAUGUCUCAUUUCCGGGAUGUGUUGGAGAAUCCCAACGAUUCCAAAUCACCUAAGUCCUCCAAGUGUGGUCACGACAAGCAGUCCAAGCUGAUCAUCGCCCAGAUGCAGGCGCUGCAGGUGCUCUACGAGGGCACGCAGACCGAGCAGGAGCUACUGCAGCGGGAGCAGGGCAGGCUCCUCGAGGAGCGGAAGAGGCUGCAGGCCGACCUGCAGCUCUGCCUGGAAGAAAUGCAGCUGCUCCAGGUCCGGUCCCCUUCCAGCAGAAUGAGCUUGGAGAAGAACCAUGGCAGCAUGGCCGCCAGCGGCGAGAACUUCCGCAGGAGUUACGGGAGCGGCCUCGAUGACAGCGGGAGCUAUCACAAGAGUUACGGUAGCACCCAGGCCAGCACCGAGAGCUUUCUCAAGAGCUAUGACAGCAGCAGCAGUGCCCGGGAGAGCAGCGAGAGGAGCUACUGCGCCGGCAGCAGCGGCAGCAGCAUCUAUAAGAAGAGCUACGGCAGCAGCACCAGCUCGGACACCUGUUACAGGAGUUACGGCAGCAGCACUAAUGACGGACCUGCCGAGCCUGAAGACCUAGAGCACUGUGAGGACGUAGUCGCCAGGGUGGUGAUCAAGCUGCAGGGGGUGCAGGCCAUGUACCAGCUCAGCCAGGGGGAACACGACCGGCUGCAAGACCGGAUGAAAAAGCUGUUGGACAGGCAGAAAGAGCUGAAGAAAGAGCUGGUCGCCUGUGAAAAGGAAUUCAAGAAAUGCAUGGAAAGCCUUGAGAAGCCUGCUGCCUCCCCAAACGACAAGGACAAGAACGAGAUCAAAGAGCUGCAGGCCAAGCUGCGGGAGCUGCAGCUGCAGUACCAGGCGAGCAUGGAUGAACAGGGGCGGCUUCUGGCCGUGCAGGAGCAGCUGGAGGGCCAGCUGCAGUGCUGCCAGGAAGAGCUCCGCCAGCUCAAGGAGAAGAAUUCCUCUGUUCCCAGAGAGACCAAGGGGAAAAGUGGCAAUGAGAAUAGGAACAAAAAUGCCAACGGGGUUAAAAACAAAAAGGUGACCAAACCAAGCCUGGACGGUUCUGAGGGCUGCUAUGAGAACAGAAAGAGCCUGGAGGUGGUGCUGUACUACAAGGCCAGCCACACGGACUUAGGUGUCCUAAUACAAGAGGAAGCGGAGGAGGAAGAGGAGGAAAUCAAAAAGGACUCGAAGCAGGACUCCUGCAAUGAACUGGUUUCUGUGCCGUCAGAGCCUGCGGAGAUUAAGUCCGCAAAAGCAGAGGAGGGGUGUUAUGAAGAGUCCCAAGAGCGGGAGGGCAAGGAAGACGACACCAAAGAUGAGAGCGCCAACGACACUUGCCCUGAAGCUUCAGAGGGAGACAACCCCCUCAAGCUUUCUGAGAGCAAAAAGCCAUCCCCUGCCCCUGAGCCCCCCAUCUUCUCCUUGCCUCUCGUAGCCCUGGUGGUCAUAUCGGCUUUGCUCUGGUGCUGGUGGGCUGAGACGUCGUCCUAACACAGGUACUGGUAUCGAGUCCUCUCCUUCGGAGGGGUAGAGGGAGGGUGCAGGUGGCCCUGGCCUCUCCUCUUUGCCCUUUCUCUCACUUGCUUGCUUCUUGCUUUUAGCCCUUUGACAACAGGAUACUCAGGGGCUGAGUUUUAGCCCUGGCUUCUCCUUGGGCUACUGCAAAGCCCAUAGCACCUCUGAGCGUCUUCCUAACACAUAGUGAGUUGGAAUGCAUACUGUUGACACGGUUUGAGUUUCUGUCCUCUGGCUGGGAAAACUUUGGAUGAUCCCAGCACUGUUGCUACUUUGAAAAAUGCCUGACCACUUCUGAUGAGCUGAUGUCUGUCUGCAAGGCUGACCUGAGUGCUCUUUGCUCUCACUACUGUCACCACCCAGGAUGGCAAAAUAAGGCAUCACUGCGCCUCCCCUGUUGGGUGAGAGAGGAAUUCCGGAGUGUUGUGCCCAACCCCCAACCCCAACCCUAACUCCCUUACCAGGGGCAUUUGUAUGAGGGCAGGCUCAAUUUGUCCUCCAGACUUGGCGAAAAUGGAACAGAAACCCCUACCAUAUUGUGUUCUUUCAAUGGAGAAAUUCUCUGGUUUGGGACUUCUGGUCUUCAGACAACUCAGAACCAGAAUGCCAGGAAAUAUUUUAUAGUUCUAUGUUUAUCCCUUUUGGGGUCCAGACUCUAUUGUAAUUGCCUUCCCAAGCCAGGCUUUUUGGACAUAAUGUGGUACUGGUGAAAAGAACGAGAUGCAAGUAUUCCCAGGGCGCCAAGGCUGACAUGUUCUGGGCACCUUCCACUUGGCCUCGGCCCAUGUAAUCUGGUCUGUCAACAGGAUACCAAAUUUAGGAGGCAGAAUGUGGUCUUAGGUCCCAGGGUAGAGCCCUAGGGUUCCACCUGUCUUUGGAACCCAUAAACUAUUCUCUCCUGGCCUGUUCUGGCUCCUUUCUCCUGCUCCCCUGCCCACCCCCCCACUUCCCACCCUCCCUUCUCACCCCUGCAAAUGAAGUGCCGCUGGCUUAAUGCACAGGUUGGGGUGGCAGCUGAAGCAUAUGUUGGUAGCACUUAGCAGCAUCCUUUUCUCCUUCCUUCUCCCCUCACUGUUUUUCCUCUUCAUCCUUUCUCCUCUUUAAGGUGUUCCACUUACUCCCCACAAAUAGUCUAGCUCCUUUAGUGACAGGGUCCCUAUCCCUGUACUGUCCACAUCCAGAUUUCUCAGCCCCUAGGGGAGGAGACCCAAAGCAUUUGGCCAUAACCUUUCUGCACCUCAGCCAGGCCCACACAGAGUGAGAGGAAGGAGCUCCUGGGUCAAGGUGCUCUUGGGGGGUCGGGCUGUGCCCCACUCUGCAGCUCCCAGUCCAGGAGCUGAGGCAGCGUAGCUCUGUAGAAAGCGUGGCUGACAGGUGAGAACCUGGCCCAGUCUGUCUCUGCCUCUUACCGCUUAGUCCCAGUGGGCAAAAUGCAUAACGGGAACAUUAGUUUCUUCAAAUGACAGCGAAGAAUGGUAAAACCUCUGCUUUCCUCACGUGACGAUCACAGGAGUUCAUGUUUAUGAAGGUUCUUCAUAAAUAAUAAAACACCCCAUAAAUAAUUUAAAAAGCGUAUACUUACAGCAUACAUACUAUGUACCUGGCACUGUUCUAAUCACCUUACAUAUAAACUCAUUUAAUCUUUGCAACAACCCAACGAGGUGGCUUUUAUUAUGAUUUUAUAUGUAAUAAAACUAAGGCAUGGAGAGGUCAAGUAAUACCGCCAGUGAAUUAUGAAUUGAUUUCUAAGGACUAAUAUUAGCAACAGCUAGAAUUCCAACCUUGCCUCCCCCUUCCCAUCUCUCCUCAUUUUGAGCAGUUUUCCCUGGUUGGUUCCAUGUAAUUAGGAAGACUGCGUACUUCUCUUCACACAGCCCCCAGGGGCAUUAGCUCUCUUGACAACUAAUGUCACGUUGUUAACUCUCUGCGUGUGUUGUUUAUAAAGCCCCUUUACGUAUUGCAUAUGCUAAGUAUCCUCUCCUCGUUUUCUACUUGCAAUUGAUUUUUUGGAUCUGAGGCAGAAUUUUUUACUCAUUCCUAUUCGGUAUAGUCCAUUGAUGUAAACUGUGGAGUUUGUUUUUUCUUUUUUUUUAAUCUUGACCUUGCGGUUUCCGAUUAUCCAUUUCCCUGCCAGCUCCACAUCCUCCUCAAGGGCGACCAGCCUACUUUCAUAUGUUCGUGUGCAUUAUUUUUUUUAAAAGUCUUAUUUAGGUGAUCUCUACCCCGUACAUAGGGCUUGAACUCACGACCCCGAGAUCAAGAGUCGCAUACUCUUCCACUUGAGCCAGCCAGGCGCCCUGUUAGUGCACAUUAAAGGGGAGGGCCGACCCUCUGGAGUGUUGUCUCUCCAGGCUCUCUUUUAUCCAGCUCAUUGGUCACAUGGCAAAUGGUCACACAGCAACCUGUGUGUGCUACCAUGCUGAUUAUUUCCUCUUGUUCUGUCCAAGGAGAUCAUGGAAAAUCUGUCGGAUGUGUUGAUAAAAUCCAAAAACAUUUCUUUGAUCUGUCAACUUAGUAACCUAGUCUGUAAGGAAAGCCUGAUGUGACUUACCCCUUUGGGACCAGCCCUCAGCCAGUCUGGAACAUGCCUCUGACUGGUAUAAAGCGUAUCAGUUCACAUUUAUGGGUCUAGCUCUGUCCUUUUUUUUUUUUUUAAAGAUUUUAUUUAUUUAUUUGAG